AGUGUGAAUUCAACACUUGAACGCUGCACAUCGGUUUCACGUUAUUUGCUCGUGUCGCGUCGUGGAUUUGUUUGGCGCAUUUCACGUGAUAAAUCGGCGGCCAAGCUCUAUAGAACCGUGUUAUCAACACUACAGUUUCGGGCGGGCGCGUAGAUUUCCGUCGUCGACGUGGUAGAUAAACAACCUGUGUGUCACAAUAACAGAUUCCUCGGAGGAGGAGGAGUGACACAUUUUAUUCUGGGGCGCAGCUGAAAAUUGGAUUGCAACUUGUUUGGAUACCUCGGUUGAAGUGAGGCUUUGGAGGAAGAUAGCGCGGUGCCAAGUGUUCAAAAGCAACAGUCAGUGCCUAACAGAAGGGUGGCUUUCGACAAAGUGUACGUUGGUUUUGAUAUAUUUUUCUAUUUAACGUAAUCUUAUCGGAGUUUGUACACGCACACGAUUCGAUUGGGAAAGUGCUUUGAGUAGAGUGGUUAUCAGUGUGGAAAUAUACCAUCUGUUGUAGGCUUUUUUCUGCUGACCCAAGGAAGGCGGUGCAUUAGGAAAUAAUUCGAACGGAGUUUCGUGUACAACUUGAUGGAUCUAUUUUAAUGCAUAUCAGGUUUAAAAAUAACAGGAUUUUAAGGAUCGAGCAUUCGUCGGAGAAAUUUUACACGUGGCGCUGGCUGUCUGUGUGCACCAGGUGAAACGAUACUGCACGGCUAAUGAACUCCACAUUCUGCUUCUGCCGCCACUACUGCUGGGCUUCUUCGAUACGCAACCAUUAACAGCCGGCUAGUAGUAAACUACUUACCUUCAUACAACAGCAACGAAUGCUUCGUGUCUCGGAAGCAUGGCGCGGUGAAAGGUGCGAACAGUUAUUUUUAGUGUUUUAGCUAGGCAUUUCGAAAACGGUUUGUUUUACGGCGAGGGUGGAGUAACGAUUGUGCCAAAAUCUUAGAAGUAUCCAUGAGUAGAGAAGCCUUUUAGUGUGUAGUUCUGUAGAAGCAUAGACAUGACGUACAAGUUUUCCGAAACGAUACGGCUGCUGGCCGUGACUGGUUGCGUUCUAGUAGCCGGCUCUCUAGCGACAACAGUUCAACAGUCCUCAAAUGGGGACCCAACGGCUCUCACCGUUCAAGCCCAAUCCUGCUGCCGGGAUACCGACGUAUUGUCCACUGUCCACCGAGAAUGCUUCAACCACUCGGGUAACAGUUCUUACCCGCUGCAGCUGAACUGCAGCCAGUACUACAUCAUCUACCAGGAGGUGGAAACGGAGGUGCAUGUCGACGCCAAGGGAAAACUGGUGGAAAAUGACUACGAAGUCGACUGGGAAAGAUACUGUUCGGGAACUCUGGUCGAAGCCACCGAAAAUCAGCCUGUGUUUCUCGUGUGCUUCAGCCCGGAAGAUCAGCAACCGAACGUGUCGUUGUUCUUCAGCAAAGGCAUCAUGAUGCUGAUUUCGGUGUUCUUCCUGGCGGCCACCCUGUACAUCUACUUUAUAAUUCCGGACCUCCGGGAGACGCAGGAUAAGGUCACUUCGAUAGCGGUGGCCUGUCUGAUGGUGUUUAUGAUACUGCUUAGCAUGGUGCAGCUUCAGGCUUCGCUUACCUUCCAUCCGGUUCUGUGCAUGACGAUGGCCUUCCUGAUGUACUUCUUCAUGAUCAGCUACUUCGCCUGGCUGAACACGGUGAUGGCCAACGUCUGGAAGUUGACAGUCGCACGGCGGUGGAAAAUCCGAGAGAAGGCAUGGUACGUCCUGAACCACAUCUACGCACACACGGUGGCGCUCACCUUGACGGUCAUGGUCUACAUCUACCACAUGCGGAAUCCGACGUUCGGAGAAAUAUCCUGCUGGUUCCGGACGGAACGAGAGCAGUCCUACUUCGUCUAUCUGCCAUUGAGUGUCAUGCUUAGUAUCAACAUUUUCCUUUUCGUGUGGACCAGCUAUCAUCUGCAUGCCAGCGGCGAUGACAUUAGCCCGGAUCGAAAGAAAGCACUCCGAUACAAAUGCAUGCUCUACUUGAAGCUAUUCCUGCUGGCUGGGCUUAUUUGGAUUUUCGAAAUCAUCUCUUUCCACGUGGAAGACGGACGCCUCCAUCGGUCCUGGUUCUGGUUUUUGAUAGAUUCCAUCAACUGCCUGCACGGGGUGCUGAUAUUCUUCGUGCUGAUCGUGUGGCGGCAACGCAUCAAGCGGGAACUAUCCGGACGUAAAGUGCUCUGCUUCCGAUGUCCGGCCAGUUGGGCACAGCUCAAAGAUGACGAACAGGAACAACUGGCGGAAGAAGGUCGGGACUAUGGAAAGUAUGACUUGAUCAUCAAGUGAAGGGAACAAUAAUACCAGAGGUGGAACCGGAUUGAGGUUUCCCCGAAGGCAACGAGUGGCAGCAUAACCGUCUAGCAACUAAGCGUAACAACAGAAGAUUAACAACAAGCUUAACAUGCGAACAGUGACUUACGAGAAGGUACUUCAUCAAUUUAAGGAUUAGUUAGAUGUUUAAUCAGUACGUAGCAGAUACUGUAAGAAAAUAGCUGUUAAAAGUUUGUAGGAUAGCGAUCAUUAGCUUCCAAGCUUUACUGUCAUAUUGUUGAUAAUCAGCAGAAUCGCAUUAGGUUAAGUUGAAGUCUAAGAGAAUGUUUAAUAAACACAGUGAAAUCAAAUGUUGAACUAACACAAA
Molecule: messenger RNA, 2654 nt
Organism: Aedes aegypti (yellow fever mosquito)
Lineage: Eukaryota; Metazoa; Arthropoda; Insecta; Diptera; Culicidae
Product: probable G-protein coupled receptor Mth-like 1
Exons: 9
Coding region: 992-2302 (436 amino acids)
Biological process (GO): cell surface receptor signaling pathway; G protein-coupled receptor signaling pathway
Cellular component (GO): membrane
Molecular function (GO): G protein-coupled receptor activity
Source: RefSeq, a predicted model, not a curated record